Messenger RNA from Wickerhamiella sorbophila, 1227 nucleotides. RefSeq names its product DnaJ subfamily C member 21. The record is from RefSeq and is a predicted model, not a curated record. Gene Ontology annotation, cellular component: cytoplasm. Bases 1 to 1227 code for a protein of 408 amino acids. The transcript has a single exon. NCBI's taxonomy places the organism in Eukaryota, Fungi, Ascomycota, Dipodascomycetes, Dipodascales, Trichomonascaceae.
AUGGGUGCGAACCAGAGCAGUUUAGGCGAGAUCAAGCCUAAAGAGUCGCUGUAUGAUCUGCUGGGCGCCGAGAAGAAUGCCACUACGGAUGAAUUGAAAAAGGCGUAUCGCAAAAUCGCUUUGCAGCUGCAUCCAGAUCGCAAUUACAAUCAGGAGGAGGAGGCGACUGUUCAAUUCGCAAAAGUGCAAGCUGCAUACGAUAUUCUUUCCGAUCCUCAAGAAAGAGAAUGGUAUGAUACUCAUGAAACGAACGAGUAUAACGAAUAUCGACAUCCCGUCACGAGUACCGAAGAGCUAAAGAGGUACAUGGAUCCUGCAUAUGUAACUCUGAACCCCCAAAAGGACGAGUUUUAUCGUUUAGUGUCUGAGCUUUUCGAUAGACUACGGAACGAAGAAUUAGAAGCCGCAUUCGAUGAUAGCGUGGACUCGGGCAACGUUCAAGUCGCCAACGUUCCGUCUUUUGGCCAUAUCGAUGCACCGUGGUCUGACGUCAAAAGCUUCUACGCUGCUUGGGAAUCCUUUUCAAGUUUAAAGUCGUUUGCUUGGGAGGACAUAUAUCCUGUCCAUCAUGCUGCCGAUCGUAAGACCAAGAGAGCUAUGGAAAAUCGUAAUAAACGUCUGCGUGAUGCCUCCAAACGUGAGUAUAACGAUGCCGUUCGCUCGCUUGCACGCGGGAUUCGCCAACUAGACGUUCGCGCGCAGAAGCAACGCAGAAUCAAGUCUCAAGAGCGUGCCCAGGCCGAAGCCAAAGCUAAAGAGCAUGCUACUGCUCAAGCCAAAGCUGCAGCUGACGCACGUGGUGAGUUUAAAGAGCAGGAAUGGGCUAAAGUCGAAGAGUCUAGUACCAGUGAAAUUCCAGAAUGUAUUGCAUGCGAAAUGUCUUUUGAUUCUCUGGCAGAAUUCGAGGAGCAUGAGCUUUCAACUGCACAUGUUAAAGCAGUGAAGCAAUUGCAAAGAGAAAUGAUGGCUGAAGACCGUGAUUUCGGUUUGGCAGACAGUGUAUCAUCACUGAGCGUCGACGACAUUAUGGACGAGCUGGAUCAGCAUAAGAAAAAGCCUGUCAAGGCGGCGUCCCCAGCGGCCAAGUCAGGCAAGGCCAAGCAACGGCGGCAGAAAAAACAGGCACAGCAGUCAUUUGAAUUCGAAAUGAAGUGCAACACCUGCGGACAAGCAUUCGCAACCCGCAACCAAUUGCAGGAGCAUUCUCGUGCUACCCGUCACGUUUGA